Molecule: messenger RNA, 1638 nt
Organism: Aspergillus campestris IBT 28561
Lineage: Eukaryota; Fungi; Ascomycota; Eurotiomycetes; Eurotiales; Aspergillaceae
Exons: 7
Coding region: 232-1443 (403 amino acids)
Source: RefSeq, a predicted model, not a curated record
AUAGACCGCGAAGAGCCUCAUCCUCGAUGCCCGAAUCGAUACAUCCGGGAGACGUGGAUUCCGUCGUCUGGUAGGGUUUAAAGUGUCCGAUCGGUCCUGGGGGCAUAUUUCUCUCCGAACAUGAACUGGGGAUAUCACUGCAGUCGACAGCUUACCCCAGACGGUGUUGGCUGAUUGCGGACCAAUCGAGCACGCAACUUUUUUGGUUUUAUCUAAAAUUACUUGCUAGUAAUGUCCCAAGACUCAAAUGACUACUAUCUCGGGGGGCAUGGUCAUGAUUCAAGACGUCGUGGUGACCGUCGGCCUGGAUCAGAUUCUCGACACUAUGCCUAUGCCUCCCAGUACAAGGAUGUGGACCCUUCUUGGACCCAGCCACUGCAGCCACACCCUUCUUCCUAUCAUGAAGGAUAUCCCAGCAUACAUCCGACUACUAGUGACCGUACCACCCCACGCCAUCGUCCAGAGCUUCCCGAACAGGGUAUGGUGGGCCAGUACCCCCAACAGUAUGCAUCUGACAUGAGUAGCGCAAGCAACUACACUCAUGAACCAACUUAUCGAGAAGGGUACGGUAGUAGCGCAAGCAACUACACCCGUGAACCAACCUAUCGAGAAGAGCACGGAUCUUACCCGACAGGCCAUGGGUUUUCUGCCGCAUACCCAAGGCACCAGCCAAGCCAGACGGGACGUUCCGAGCCUCACGAAUGGGACAGAAGUCAAGGAUAUGGGGUGGCACCUAGCCAGAAUCAAUAUAUCCAGGACGCCAGCAGGGCCGCUACCUCGCCCACGCUCAAUCGGGGAAGUCAGGAUCAAAUCUCAACCCCGCCCAGCCGAGGAAGUGGGGGCUCUGACUAUCCAGUACCCGCCCCCAUUACACAACCUUCUAUGCGAAGGAUUCAGGGCGGUACGAGCGCAGAAAGCACACUUGAUCCGAGAUAUCAGGUACCAGGUGAUUCGAGGAACUUCUUCAAGCCUGGACGGGUGUUCUCAACCUUGUGGCAUGAAAGCCAAGGAUCGACCUACUCAAACAGGACUUUGCUCAGCGAGGGUCCAGUCUUUUACAGCAAGUAUGGAGAGCCAAUAUUCAGCCAGAUCCGUCGGAUGGUUGUCUACAAACAAAAUAGUCGAUGUUCUUGGUGUUUUGCGAUAUACACCUACAACGGUCAAGGUGUUGCGAAACGAGACGUGAACGUCCAAGACCACGCUGUUGUCUACAACCAGGGCUCAGAUCCUCGACCAGAUCCGCGGGAGCCUAGAAUGACGAAAAGACCAUUGGAAUUUGUGCCAUCCACACCGGAUCAAGCACUGGAUACCAUGUCCCGUCUGAACUUCGGGAAGAUCUACACGGUUGAACACAAUGUCAAAGUUCUGAAGGUGGGCCGUAUCAGCUCUAAGUCCAUGGCGACUUUCACGAAUUAUGCCAGAAGUUCGAUGCUGAGCGAAUAGAUCUUUGGGCUUUCGACUUCUACAUUUUUCCGUUUCCUAUAUUAAACGCCAGGUAAUGCUGUAGAGGUGUAGCAGCCUCGGAGACUUUUAUUUCUUCUUCUUAGCCCGCCCCCUACUAACAUACGUCCCUCAACGCUGAGAACAAAAUGAACUCACUAUCGAAUACGACUGCCAGAAGAUCACUGCUGCACCUGA